AUGGCUACGUCUCCAAGCACACAGGAAGACAAUCUUCAGACCUCAUCCUCCCCAACCCCAUCUCUAGAUCCAACCUCCAAGCAAGACGACCUCGAACCUCCAACCACCUCAGCAACAGCAACAGCACCACCUUACUCUCCAAUCUACGCCACCGCCGAGCCAGCCAGUAUGCCCUCACCACCAGCCCCAGCACCAACCGACCCCCCAACAGCACCUAUACACCCGCCCCCAGAACCAGCUACUACCGCAACGACAGCGACAACGACUACUAAUACCUCACCACCACCACCUCAACCCGGUGCUCGACCACAACCUCCUCCACCAGAAACCCAAGAACCAAAAGAACCAUCUCCAUCAAACCCUCCACCCCCAGAACCAGCCGAUAUCCCGCGACCACAACCACAAGCUCCGCCCGCGGCAACCCAAAUCCCAGAUCCGGGUAUAGCUACAGCUACUCUCCAUCGUCGUUAA
Aspergillus oryzae RIB40 is the source of this 471-nucleotide messenger RNA. RefSeq lists its product as uncharacterized. NCBI's taxonomy places the organism in Eukaryota, Fungi, Ascomycota, Eurotiomycetes, Eurotiales, Aspergillaceae. The record is from RefSeq and is a predicted model, not a curated record. The transcript is spliced from 2 exons. The coding region runs from base 1 to 471 and encodes 156 amino acids.